AUGACAGAUCCUUCCUUUAGAGUCUUCUCCAAUUACUACCCUUCCUCUCUCACUCCGUCUCCACCCGGACAACCCCCACCUCCCCCUCUUCCCUCUUCCUUCAACAGCUACACCUACCAGCCCUUCCACCUCUCCCCCCCCUCCUCGCCGCCCCUGAGAGAAGCCCUCCCCCUACUUAACCUCAGCCCUAGAAGGCAUCACGAGGAAACCUCCUCCUUAUCCGCUGCCUUCGAGAAGAAAAGAGACCUGGAGCCGGUGAUCGUGGCUCUGCACAUUGGCCUGCCGAGUACGAGUCCCGCAAAUCUGAUCUCUAGGGUUUCCUCCACCACCGAGGUAGAAGAUGAUGAAGCUGAAGGUGCCGACGAUGGGGCUUCCGCAGGUUUUGCAGAGACGUCAACAAGCAGGGUCAACAAGGGCCAGUACUGGAUCCCCAGCCCGUCUCAUAUCCUUAUGGGUCCCACCCAGUUCUCAUGCCCUGUUUGCUACAAGGUCUUCAACAGAUACAACAACAUGCAGGUAUGUACGCAUAUAUAAGCUAGAUUCAACGCAUAAGCGUCUCCGAGUUCUCUCAUCCGUUCGUCUUUAUUUUUGAUGAAAUCGCGAAGAGACUUGCCUCGUUCGAGCUUUGGAUAACACCUUUCACUUUCUAUUUUUUGAUAUUUUCAUCUAUUUGGAAUCAUGUAAUAAUUGCCCAAAUGAUUUGUACAGAAGCAUAACUCUCCAUGAAUCUACUGCACCCCCAAUUCUGAUCUGAAAAAUGUCAGUGGAGAAACACGUUACUUAUGAGCAACGGGUUGCCUCCCUCUUUCUGCUCUCUCUCUCUCUCUCUCUCUCUCUCUCUCUCUCUCUCUCUCUCUCUCUCUCUCUCUCUCUCUCUCUCUCUCUCACGUUAGUACACAUCUUCAGAAAGAACGUUCUAUUUUAUUUCCAAAACAUUUAGUAUUUUUCUUUGCGACGACCCAAUACUCGCAUUUUCGUGAUCUACGUGCAAGUUACAAGGGAUUGUUGGUUCAGUAAUUUUGUUGUGAUACUUUUACCUGAAUCAUAAUUCUGACAAGAGUCCUACUAAGCUCAAAAUUGUGGAUACGGAAGAUGUACGUCCAUACAAACAACUUUAACAUUAUUUAUUUCCUCUAAUCUAGUACUACUUCAGCAGAUCCGUAGUAGAUCUUCUCUUGGCUUGAACCUGAAGAACAUCUACCUGCGUGAUUUCAAUCAGGCGCAUUCACGUUUAGUACGAGCUGUUGUUUCUUUGAUUCGUAUAGUGUGAUCGAUGUCUGACUGCUCACUGUGGGGUACUGCAUUCAUCUUUAGCGGUGACAUUUUACCAGUGAUUUUUUACCCAAAGGGGGAAAAACAACAUUUCCCAUUAUUUCAUAGCUCGGACCUCCAUGAAGGGAUGCCAUUUGUGAAUGAUCUUGAAGUGCCCGUCUUCGUGUUUAUCCAUUAGAUUUCAAUGACGACUUUCAAUCAUAUCCCGAUCGGACCCAUAAAUUUCAAUGUCGAAAGAUACCCACAACAACACAAAAAAUGUCAUUUGAAUCGAAGGAGCGAACUUCAAACUGUCAAAAUAGGUCUAUCUAUUCUUGCAGAAUCACGGGGGAGCUAAGCACGUAAAACUCUUGUUAGAAGAACAUCUUAGUGAUGGGACUAACUCUGACGAGCCAGAUGAUCUUCUUCUUCGGUGCAAUGGCAGAUGCACAUGUGGGGGCACGGCUCGCAGUACAGGAGAGGGCCGGACUCGCUCAGGGGCGCCCAGCCGACGGCGAUGCUGAAGCUGCCGUGCUACUGCUGCGCUCCGGGGUGCAGGAACAACAUAGAUCAUCCAAGGUCAAAGCCAUUGAAGGACUUCCGCACGCUCCAGACUCACUACAAGAGGAAGCAUGGCGUCAAGCCCUUCACGUGCAGGAAGUGUGGGAAGGCCUUCGCCGUGAAGGGGGACUGGAGAACCCACGAGAAGAACUGCGGGAAACUCUGGUACUGCAAGUGCGGGUCUGACUUCAAGCACAAGAGAUCUCUCAAGGACCAUAUCAGGGCCUUCGGCAAUGAGCAUAUGGCCAUCGAUGUGGAUUGGUUCGGGGAGGAAGAAGAGGCUUCUUCAGAGAUUGAGCACGACUGCAUCCUUAGACGGUAA
Molecule: messenger RNA, 2134 nt
Organism: Spirodela intermedia
Lineage: Eukaryota; Viridiplantae; Streptophyta; Magnoliopsida; Alismatales; Araceae
Source: the annotation of a GenBank genome assembly